Messenger RNA from Ogataea parapolymorpha DL-1, 369 nucleotides. Its product is annotated as brain protein 44. Gene Ontology annotation, molecular function: pyruvate transmembrane transporter activity. Gene Ontology annotation, cellular component: mitochondrial inner membrane. The transcript is spliced from 3 exons. Gene Ontology annotation, biological process: pyruvate import into mitochondria. The record is from RefSeq and is a predicted model, not a curated record. The coding region runs from base 1 to 369 and encodes 122 amino acids. Lineage: Eukaryota; Fungi; Ascomycota; Pichiomycetes; Pichiales; Pichiaceae.
AUGGCCACGGCAUUCAGAAGAUUUCUCAAUAGCGAAACGGGACCUAGAACAGUCCAUUUUUGGGCUCCCGUCAUGAAAUGGAGUUUGGUUUUCGCAGGCGCCAAUGACAUGGUGAGACCUGUCGAGAAAGUGUCGGGAAGCCAGCAGCUUGCGCUGUUGGCCACCGGUGCCAUUUGGACGAGAUGGUCGUUUGUGAUUCGCCCGCAAAAUAUGCUGUUGGCAUCCGUCAAUUUCCUGCUUGGUACCGUCGCGGGAUACCAGGUGAUCCGACUGUACAACUGGAGAAGAACGCUGGGUGACUCCCCAUUGGACUCCUUCAAGUACAUCAUCAACGGAACGCCCGAGGCCAGCAGCACUACACCAGUGUAA